This is a messenger RNA of Fulvia fulva, 1029 nucleotides long. Its product is annotated as Proline hydroxylase buaE. Gene Ontology annotation, molecular function: dioxygenase activity. The coding region runs from base 1 to 1029 and encodes 342 amino acids. The record is from RefSeq and is a predicted model, not a curated record. The transcript has a single exon. NCBI's taxonomy places the organism in Eukaryota, Fungi, Ascomycota, Dothideomycetes, Mycosphaerellales, Mycosphaerellaceae.
AUGGCACAGAUGGACCUUCCACAGCUUGAUCUCCUGGCCUACACGACUGGCAAUGAACAGAGCCGCCAGGAGUUCUGCCAACGUCUGCGGGUCGAACUGCAACGGUGGGGUUUCGUGAGCCUGAUCAACUACGGCAUGCCUGCGGCAGAUAUCGAAAACCUCUUCCACCACAGCAAUAGUUUCUUCGCCAUGACAGAAGCACAAAAGAUGACUGCACCACAUCCUCCUACGGCAAAUCCGCACAGGGGUUACAGCUUCCUUGGCCAAGAGUAUACGUCGGGCCUUGGCCGGCCACGAGAGCUCAACGCACGUGGGGGACGGCGCCUGCGCGAUCUCAAAGAGACGUUCGACUGGGGCUCAAGUGAUGAUGCCCUCUACCCCAGCGUUUGGCCAGACGCACGUCUCGAACGAUGCGACAUUCCGGGGUUCCGUGCAGCUCUCGAGACCCAUUUCGUCAGAGCGCAUGAUCUUCAUCUGACCAUUCUCCGAGCUCUUGCAGAAGGUCUGGGUGCUCCCCCACAUACGUUCCUUGCUGCCCAUCAGCAGAACGAUAGCGAAGCCAGACUUGCACACUAUCCCCCUGUGCCUACCGACGAUCUCGGCGAGGAUCGUGGCACCAGCAGGAUCUGCGAGCACACCGACUCGGGCUCUGUGACUCUACUGUGGCAAGACGAUGCUGGAGGUCUGGAGAUCGAGGACCCUGUCACCCGAAGGUUCAUCGCUGUAUCAUGUCCAGCGCCGGCAGUUCUUGUGAACCUGGGAGAUGCUAUGGAGCGAUGGACCAAUGGCCUGCUUCCCGCAGCAUACCAUCGGGUGGGAAAGACAUCGUGCCCGGGCUCUGCGACUGGUGGGCAUGUGCCCGGGCGAUUCUCUAUUAUAUACUUUGGCAAGCCUGACCGCAAGGCUAGUCUAGCGCCGCUUGCGCCUUUCGUCAGCGCAGACCAACCUGCACGCUACGGGCCUGUCACUGGUGAAGAGCUGAAUCAGGGUACCUUGCUUCGCACGUAUGACGGCAGCAACACUGUAUAA